This is a messenger RNA of Aspergillus tanneri, 1815 nucleotides long. It is a transcript of the gene samB, whose product is annotated as MYND-type zinc finger protein MUB1. The record is from RefSeq and is a predicted model, not a curated record. The transcript has a single exon. Gene Ontology annotation, cellular component: MUB1-RAD6-UBR2 ubiquitin ligase complex. Gene Ontology annotation, biological process: ubiquitin-dependent protein catabolic process; establishment or maintenance of cell polarity. Bases 1 to 1815 code for a protein of 604 amino acids. Lineage: Eukaryota; Fungi; Ascomycota; Eurotiomycetes; Eurotiales; Aspergillaceae.
AUGCGGGAGGUCAAUUUCAGCAUUCCGAAUGUCAACAAGGCCUCUGUCAAUAUUACUACCACCCUCUACGACCGGCGUGCCUUAGAUUGUACAUCCACAUUGCCUCUGAUAAACUCUCUUAAUCAUCUCGCGUAUCUCACUACGUCCUCUGCGCGGAUUCGCGAUAUCCUCACCGUCGAUGGGGGCAUCGAAAGAUUGGUCUGUAUCCUCAAAGAGGGCAGGAGUCGAGAUUUGAUGGAGAUGUGGAAAUGGAGCCUUGCCUUUCAGUGUGUUGUCAACAUCGGGGUGCGGGGCUCAGAAGGUGUUAGGACAAGAGUCGUUGAAGCUGACAUGGUGCCUGUCAUCGCAACGAUUCUUGACAAUUACAUCAAAGUGGUUGAUAAGGCACGGGCACGGGCGGACACCGAAACCCAACGGCAUUCGUCGAGGCAUCACACCAAGGCCGCCCCCGGCAUCACUGAUACCACUGGACGUCCUUCAUUCCUAGACCAAUCAUCAAACAUCGAUCAACGUACCUCUCGGCGCCAUGCUCCUCCACCGAAUAUCGAAAUCCCUUCGUUCUUCCAGGAGGCCCAAGCUGCCGACUCCAAUGCCAUGGACGUUACCUCCUCGCCUCGCCUGCCGAUGACCUCUCCUCCAGAACGCAGUACUUUCGGACAGGAGGCUCAUAGUCACAGGCCAAACGACACACGUCAUCAUUUGCACUCUGGUCACCGUCAUAGGGCGAUGCAGCCCCUUCCCACCGCAUUGCCACCAAUGGAUGCAGCCGAUGGUUUCGGAUUGCGUCCUGUUCGUGACACCGAAAGACUCCCAAGCAUGCUUCCCGCUUUGCACAAUGGAAUUACGUCUCAGCCCGAUUCUCCAACUACGCCUAGUGGACCUGUGCAGCCUCGCAACAUUACUCAAGCCAAUAUUGCGAGACAACGGCCCACUCUUAGACAACAGCAGUCAGCUUCAGGCGAAUCCGAUGAUGGAAACGGAGAAGGCUCUACAAUGGAAGAUGAAACGGGAUCUGGGGAAGCGGCCGAGCCUAUCGUUGGUCUUCAAAAUCAAAUGGAAAUUGAUGAAGUCAGCGAUAGGCAAGGUAUGCUCGAUGGCGUUUCUAAUGCGCAUGAUCUGACGUUGACUGAUCCAUCCGAAGGACAAGAGGCCGAGACAUUUAACAUCACUCAUCGCUCCACCGUCGAUGGUAGCAUCAUUAACAAUGAUACCACGCAGACCAAUGGUGCGCUGGGCUUGUCUCCUACCCAAGCCGUCAACAAUGCCAAUUCUCCUACUCUCGUUCCCAGUCCAUAUUCCCUUUACUUGCGUGACCGAUCGACAACUCAGAACGUCUUGACAACGAUGCCUCGUGACGAGGAUGUUUUGAUGUCCCUUCAACUUCUCGCAUAUGUCUCGAAGUAUUGCAACCUUCGUUCAUAUUUCCAGCACUCCCACCUUGUACCGAAACUCAAAGUCGACCGUGAACUUCACAUCCUAGAGGAAGGACACUCCCCGGUAGAGCCUGCUGACGAAGAAGACGAGUAUCUACUGGCCGACAAUGUUAACAUAUUCCCUCUCGUUGAGAAGUUCACUGUUCGGCAUCACUCCAAAGACAUGCAGUACUGGGCAUGCGUCGUCAUGAGAAAUCUUUGCCGAAAGGACGAGUCAAGGGGUGGUAUUCGUCAAUGUGCCUACUACAAGUGCGGGAAGUGGGAGGAAUUCCAGCGACAGUUUGCAAAAUGUCGACGUUGUCGCCGUACCAAGUACUGCAGCAAAGAUUGUCAAAAGGCUGCGUGGGUUUAUCAUCGUCAUUGGUGCCACACCACGCCAUGA